Rhodamnia argentea is the source of this 2126-nucleotide messenger RNA. RefSeq lists its product as uncharacterized. Gene Ontology annotation, biological process: base-excision repair. Gene Ontology annotation, molecular function: DNA-3-methyladenine glycosylase activity. NCBI's taxonomy places the organism in Eukaryota, Viridiplantae, Streptophyta, Magnoliopsida, Myrtales, Myrtaceae. Bases 977 to 1717 code for a protein of 246 amino acids. The record is from RefSeq and is a predicted model, not a curated record. The transcript is spliced from 4 exons.
AAAAAGGCAUUGUCAGUCCAACCGGAUACCGACCGGCAAUAGCCGGUAAAGCAGCGGCGCCACCGUCUCUCCCCGUCACUUCAGCUACAUGAAAUCCAAACUAGCUUGAGCCUAGUCUUCUUCCCAAACACUCUCUCUCUCUCUCUCUCUCUCUGCACGCAAUUGGGUUUGGUUUGCAAAUCCCGUGGAUCCAUACCCAUCUCCUUAUCAUUCGAAGCUUUCCAAUUUCUUCUGGGAUUUUCCCAGGAAAAAUUCCCAUUUUGAAAGAAGAAGAAGAAGAAAGCGGGGAAGAUUGCAGAGAAAGUUGUCAGCUUUAAUUAUCCAUGUGGUCGCAGUGGUAGUCAGUCACUGAAAGUGAGACGGCAUAGUUUCAAUACCAUCCUCCUUUUCUCCCCCUUUUUUUGUGCUGAGCUUCUCUCUGUUCUCUCUCCUCGCAAUGCACAAAGGAAUCUCUGCGUUUCAAGGCUCCUUGCGGUUCCAUUUCUAAUGUUUCUCCGCGAAACCAUGAAACUUGCUAGCUGAUGUGGCGAGUGCUGUCAAUUCCCUCGCUUCAGUAGAAAUGCUUCCCCGCUUUGAGAUCUCCUGAAGGUUUGUAGUAUCUCGUCUUGAGUAUUUUGAGCUGAUUUGGAGCUUUUAUAUGAAUUGAUGACUGUUAAUGUGCGUUCUUCAAAGUGGGUUAGUACGAUUUUGUGGAUUUCUGGAGGCUUAGAGACGGAGAUCUGAGUUUAGCGUAAAGUUCUGGUAAUUAGAUGUUGCCGCAGGAGCAAAAGCCGAGUUAUCAUCCAUGUUCAUGGUCUGCGAGCUGAUUUGUCAAGUCAUAAGCAUAAGCACGAUGGGGGUUUUAUUGGAUAAUGUUGGUGGGUUUGCUGUGCUCUUUAUGAAUGUGAGCUAACCCCACCAGCUCAGAUAACUGGGAAUAUCGGUUAUUUUGGGAACAAGCGGAAUAACGAGUUUUGAGGAAGUUUGGCUUGUAUCUAUGUCUGGAGCACCCAGAGCGAGGUCGAUGAAUGUGGCUGAUUCUGAGACGAGACCUGUACUAGGUCCAACUGGCAACAAGGCGAGUUCUCUGAGUGCCUGCAAACCCAGUUUGAAGCCAUUGAGAAAGAAGGAUAAGUCACCUGAUGAGUAUAGAACGGCCGAGGGAAAGAAGGCUUCUCAAUUUGCAACAGUUACUUCAUCCUCUCCCCAGUUGCAUCCUGCUAAUGGUUCCUCUGUACUUAGGCGGCACGAGCAGCUCUUGCAUUCUAACUCGUCCUUGAAUUUGUCUUGCUCAUCUGAUGCCUCUACGGAGUCAUUUCUUAGUCGGGCAUCUACUGGAAGACUCAUUCGAUCAAGUAGUGUUGGGUAUCAAAGAAAGCCUGUUUCCUCGAAGCCGAGGAGUGUCUUUUCUGAUGGCAGUUUGGAUUCUCUGCCAUCAGUAGGUCCACAGGUAAAAAAGACUUGCGCUUGGGUGACGCCAAAUACAGAGCCUUGCUAUGCUGCUUUCCAUGACGAAGAAUGGGGAGUUCCGGUGCAUGAUGAUAGGAAAUUGUUUGAGCUUCUUGUCCUCUCUAGCACCCUUUCUGAACUUACAUGGCCUGCCAUUCUGAGCAAAAGACACUUUCAGGUGAACGAGAAGAAGACAGUAACACCAGGAAGUGCUGCGAGCUCCCUUCUAUCAGAAUUAAAAUUGCGUGCUAUCUUUGAAAACGCGCGUCAAAUAACUAAGGUAAAUUAGCGAUUUCAUUUCUAUUUCACAGACUGCCUUCAUGGAUUGAGCUGGAGAAAUUUCAAGGGUUAAUUACUUAAAACGCGAUUGUGCCUCUGAAGUCAAUGGUGCUCAAUUAGGUGCCAAUUUGAUUCUCUUGCAAGCUGUUAACGUUUCUCCUAAUUGUCCCCUUUUGCGAGUGGGAUUAGUUUUUAUCAUCAAUAGACAUAUGUCCCGGUUGGUCCAUGCUGCUCAUACUAUCUGGGACCACAGGCAUUGUGUCUUCUAUUGGACAAUCAUUCUAGUGUCUUCUAGUGGAGUUUUAGUGAACUUCCCAUCACAAUUGAUUAGGUGAAAGUAGUUGACUUGUGGUCCUCAUCCCUCCUAAAUCCGAUUGAUCUAGAUAAGACAAACCAUUCUCUACAGCCUGAUCUCUCUC